GCCCGCAGGCGCGCCGAAACCACAGCUUUGCCACCAACACAACCGAAAGGAAAUUUAACACUUAAGAAGGAAUACACGAUUACAUCCUCAAUGUUGAAUAAAUUUAAAAAGUUAAAUAUAAUGAGAUUCCAUAGCAGUCAACCAGUGGAUAUAACAAAAUUUACAGUUCCAGUAAAACUUCAAAGACGAGAUCCUGAUGCGCCUCAGCAACAAACGCUGAUAUUGAAUCGUCCGAAUCCAAUUAUUCCGGGCCCUUCUAAAGCGGCGCAACAAAACUCAACACCAGCACCUACAAGCGGAGCUGAUGCAUCCCUCAUCGCGCCAUACGCUGGUGCAAGGCAUAACAAAAAGAAUCUCUUCAAAAAAAAAACAACUCAGAUAUUCUUGGCUGAUGAUAGUCAAAGGAAGCUUAAAGCUGAAGAGAAACUACCGUGGGUUCUGGAAGAUUAUGAAGGUAUUACAUGGAUUGGUGAAUAUGAAGGUGGUGAUAGUGCAAAAUAUGAUAAUGAUAGAUGGAUGAUGAGAUCAUGGGGUAAAUCUAAAAAUGAAGAUUUAGCUGUAGGAGAAGGGGGAAUAUUUGAUCCAAAAUCUGCCAUGAAGGUAGUUGAAGGAGAAGAAGCAUUAAUCGGAUCAGAUGAAGAAGCAAGAAUUCCUUCUAGGGAGGAAUAUGAUGAAGAAGAGGUAGAUUUCGAAGAAGUCUUUGAGGAUGAUGAGGAAGAAUUGCCUGAUGAUGCAAAUCCCCUUAUUGAUGACGAAACUAAGGAAGUUAGUAAGAUGAAAAGGAAGGUAACGGGUAAAGACACGUAUGAACUCAACGAAUCUGAUGAUGAUGAUAAAUUGACGAACGAAGGAAAGCAACUCAAAAAAUUGCUAAGAACUGCGGAAAAUAACGAUGCCUAUGAAAGUGAUCGUGAAGAUAAUCCAUAUUUUUCAGAAAGUGAAGAUUCAGAUUCAGAAGAAUCAUCGUCACCUCAAACAAAGCCUCCUGUAACGCCAGCCGCAAAACUUGACAAAGCCCCAGAAAAAAAACCCUCCGAGAAGGGAAAGCCACCUAAAACAAAAGUACUAAAACCUAAAACUACGUCCCCUAAACCAAAAGUUGCAAAAAGCAAAUCACCCAUAGCAUUAAAACAAAACCUUACCGUCACCAAACCUACAAUUGGCGAUAAAGGUAAUAAUAUUACGCCUGCAGCAUCUACUAGUAUUCCGUCGAGUAGUGUUUCGACAAUCCCAUCCAAACUUAAAAUGGAGAGACCUAGCAGUCCAAUAAUCGAAGGUUCCAGUGCUCAAAAGACCCAAACUUCUGUUUCUACAAGGAGUUUGCCUCAGAAACCUAAUAAAAUGGUAAAAGUUCCUUCGAUCGAUUCAAAGCAAGGAAUCACUAAAGUAGCAGCCAAAAAGGUCGGUGGACCUAAUCAAGCCACACAACCAAACCGUACUCGUCCUGCCGAGUCUAGUUCUAAAUUGGCAACUUCUUCUUCCGUAAAACGACCGAUAACUUUGGAUGCAACAGAACAAUACGCAAUUAAACGCAUUAAAACUGUCGAUACUAAAAUCAAUAAAUCUCGCACAUCUGAUAUUGAAUCAAGUAGUAUAACAAAUAGUUCUACUGUAAAACGUCUAAAGCGUGAUGAACCUGUGACAACAGCCAGUGCUCCUAUUCAAAAUGUAAAACGAAUACGUCCUUCCGAUCCUAAAACAAGUGUUGAUGCUGUCAAGAAAACUAAACCAGCUCAAAGCACUUCAACUUCUACCGGGUCAUCGAGUCGUGCAACGGUACCAAGCCCUUCUACAAGUGUAGGCAACAGCUCUCGGUUGAUUUCGGAAGGAGAAAUCAAGAGGCUUAUUGAAACUAAACAAGUAAAGGUUGCUGAUGUUAUUAAGGCCUUCAAAAAAAGGAUUAAUGAGGACUCUCGCAAUAAAGAUCUUCUUCUUAACAUUACAAAGAAAAUCGCUCAUUAUAGAGAUGGGUAUCUUGUUUUAAAAUCACAAUGA
Messenger RNA from Racocetra fulgida, 1995 nucleotides. The record is from the annotation of a GenBank genome assembly. Lineage: Eukaryota; Fungi; Glomeromycota; Glomeromycetes; Diversisporales; Gigasporaceae.